Molecule: messenger RNA, 1140 nt
Organism: Verticillium dahliae VdLs.17
Lineage: Eukaryota; Fungi; Ascomycota; Sordariomycetes; Glomerellales; Plectosphaerellaceae
Product: glucanase B
Exons: 1
Coding region: 1-1140 (379 amino acids)
Source: RefSeq, a predicted model, not a curated record
AUGACGCGACCCACGCUGGACAUUGUGCUUAGGAACAACACAACGUCUGACAAGGCAUAUGCGCACAUCACGGGCCUAGACUUGAACAAGGGCAAUGCCGUCUUUAUAAUCCGCGCCGAUGGGCAUUCGGCCUACUACCCAGCCUCUCCCAAGGAUAUCUUGAAGCCGCUGGAAGCAGACUGCAACAUCCCUCUCGGGCCCAGGGGGUCAUCCACCAAAGUCACGAUCCCCCAAAUCGCUGGCGGUCGCAUUUGGUUUUCGCUUGAAGGGCCUCUGACAUUCCUGCUGAACCCAGGACCGGCUGUUGUCGAACCCUCAGCCACAAACCCCACUGAUCCCAACUACAACCUGAACUGGGGGUUCUGCGAGCUCACCUACAACGCUGCGCAGCUGUACGUCAACAUUUCCUACGUUGACUUUGUCAGCCUGCCUAUCGCGCUGCAGCUCGAGACCGAUGACGGCAAGGUCACUACCGUGCCAGGCUUCCCCGCCAACGCCCUCGACGCCGUCUGUGACGCACUCGUUGCGCAGGACACCAACGACCAGGCCGGCUGGUCACGUCUUGUCGUGCGCGCGGCGGAUGGAACGGCAAACCUGCGCGCCCUGAGCCCCAACUCGGCCAUGGUCAUGAACCCAGAUCUCCUCAACACGUACUUCCAGUCCCACGUUGACAGCGUGUGGAAGAAGUAUCGCGACAACGACCUCGUCGUGCACACACAGGCUGAGUGGGGCGACGUCAAGGGGCGCGUAGGUGGCGACGACAAGCUGACCUUUGAGGGCAUCGGCUCCUUCGCCCGCCCGUCCACCCGCGACAUCUUCGGCUGCAGUUCGGGGCCGUUUGCUGGUUACCCCGCCGACAAGGCUGCUGCCAUGGGCAACAUCGGGGCACGCCUGGCGGCUGCUUUGAAUCGAUCGACGUUGCUGUCCAACGGUCGCCAGCCUGAAGGUGAAAAGGUUGAGGCCUAUUAUCAGGAGGCUGAGACGAACCACUAUUCGCGAAUCUGCCACGAGGUGAGCCUCGAGGGGCGGGGUUACGCCUUUCCAUAUGACGAUGUGGGCCCCGCCAAUGGCCAUGAUCAGUCUGGGUGUUUGUUCGACUCGAAUCCCAAGGUCCUCACGGUCACAGUGGGUGGAGCGUAG